Maniola jurtina (meadow brown) is the source of this 1866-nucleotide messenger RNA. RefSeq names its product cytochrome P450 306a1 (gene phtm). Gene Ontology annotation, biological process: xenobiotic metabolic process. Gene Ontology annotation, cellular component: intracellular membrane-bounded organelle; cytoplasm. Lineage: Eukaryota; Metazoa; Arthropoda; Insecta; Lepidoptera; Nymphalidae. Bases 150 to 1772 code for a protein of 540 amino acids. The record is from RefSeq and is a predicted model, not a curated record. The transcript is spliced from 8 exons. Gene Ontology annotation, molecular function: iron ion binding; heme binding; oxidoreductase activity, acting on paired donors, with incorporation or reduction of molecular oxygen, reduced flavin or flavoprotein as one donor, and incorporation of one atom of oxygen.
AACUGCUCAUGGCGCGUAGUGUCAGUUGGCACCCGUCAGCCCACGUGACUGGUAGAUUGUUAUAGAUAGGCGGUCGCUACUGGGCUUCAUGACUUCUCUUUGUGAUAUCAUCAUUUUCAAGAAUACUAGUGCCUCUGCAUAAGUAAGAAAUGGAUUUCAUUUUUGUGUGGAUUGUGGCAUUCGUUUUGGGAUUUUGGAUAUUUAAAAAGAUAAACCAAUGGAAACAGUUGCCACCCGGCCCGUGGGGUCUACCCAUUGUGGGUUACCUGCCUUACCUUGACCGACAUCACCCGCAUUUGACCCUGACUGAGCUAUCGAAGCGAUAUGGUCCAAUUUACAGCUUGCAGAUGGGGACCAUUUAUACUGUGGUUUUGUCUGAUCAUCGAUUAAUUAGGGAAGCGUUUUCUAAGGAUGCCUUCUCUGGACGUGCGCCAUUGUACUUGACGCAUGGUAUAAUGAAAGGCAAUGGAAUCAUAUGCGCUGAGGGAGCAUUAUGGAAAGAUCAACGGAAGCUGGUAACAACAUGGCUUAAAAGUUUUGGAAUGAGCAAACACGGCGUAGUUCGAGAAAAAUUGGCUAAACGCAUUUCAAGCGGAGUCCAUGAAUUGAUUCAAAAUGUUAAAGAAACUCGUGGGACACCGAUAUCUCUACCGAGUAUGAUUACGAAUUCCUUGGGGAAUGUCAUCAAUGAUAUAAUAUUUGGAUUUAAAUUUCCACUAGAGGAUAAAACGUGGAAUUGGUUCAGACAAAUACAAGAAGAGGGCUGUCAUGAAAUGGGUGUAGCAGGCGUUGUGAACUUUUUGCCUUUUGUGCGAUUUAUAUCUCCAUCAACACAGAAGACAAUGCAAGUGUUAGUUCGCGGGCAAGCUCAAACGCAUAGACUUUACGCUAGUAUUAUAGCGACGCGUCGAAGGAUUCUGGGUUUGGAAACCCCUCCAGGAUCUGAAUACAAUGAACAUGCAAAUAUAUUUAAUGAGCAUCAUGAAGGUUUCAUCAAAUGUAUAAAAUAUAGUAAACAUACGUCGAAUGCUGAAGUGCAUUAUUUCGACCCCAAAGUACUUAUUCCCUCAAAAGAUGAAUGUAUUUUGGACAGUUUCCUGGCCGAACAAAAGAGGCGAUAUGAGAAUGGAGAAGAGAACGCUCACUUUAUGAGAGACGAGCAGAUGUAUUAUCUUUUAGCUGAUAUGUUUGGUGCGGGUCUGGAUACUACAGCUGUUACCUUUUCGUGGGUUUUAUUAUACUUGGCCCUGUAUCCUGAAGUACAAGAAAAAGUGCGAGAGGAAAUAUUAACAGUGUAUCCGGAGGAAUGUGCGGUUGAUAGUUUAAAACUGCCUUAUCUCAUGGCAGUGAUCUGCGAAACUCAACGUUUGAGAUCGAUUGUACCUGUAGGGAUACCUCAUGGAUGUAUACAAGACACUUUCUUGGGAAAUUAUCGAAUACCCGCGGGGACCAUGGUCAUACCGUUGCAGUGGGCAAUUCACAUGGAUCCAGAUGUUUGGGAAGAUCCUGAAAGCUUCAAUCCAAAAAGAUUUAUUGACGAACAUGGAGAGUUGUUAAAGCCUCAGGAGUUCAUACCUUUUCAAACUGGUAAACGAAUGUGCCCUGGUGAUGAACUUUCACGUAUGUUAACAGUUGGCCUCUUAGCUCGUCUUGUAAGAGCGUUUAGAAUUCGUCUAUCUUCAGAUCCACCAACGGCUGAGCAAAUGAAGGGAGAAGUAGGCAUUGCCUUGACGCCACCAAAAGUUUUAUACAUUUGCGAGCCAUUAAAUUAAAUUGCAGCUGUAAAAUCUAACCAGCUACAUACAACGGAUAGGUUGUGUAUUUUAAGUGAGGAAUUUAUGUAGAAAGUAAUACCUGAAAUAGCUU